Messenger RNA from Raphanus sativus (radish), 3310 nucleotides. Its product is annotated as phosphoenolpyruvate carboxylase 3. NCBI's taxonomy places the organism in Eukaryota, Viridiplantae, Streptophyta, Magnoliopsida, Brassicales, Brassicaceae. Gene Ontology annotation, cellular component: cytosol; chloroplast; apoplast. The transcript is spliced from 11 exons. The record is from RefSeq and is a predicted model, not a curated record. Gene Ontology annotation, molecular function: phosphoenolpyruvate carboxylase activity. Bases 173 to 3076 code for a protein of 967 amino acids. Gene Ontology annotation, biological process: tricarboxylic acid cycle; carbon fixation; leaf development.
CGCGCAUCUGACGCCUAUCGCACUUCCUCUAUAUAAACAGAGUAUACGCUCUCAUCAGCUCUCAUCUCUGAAUCUGAUUCCACCAUAUAGUUCUGACAAACAUAAAGAGUUUGGUGUUGUCUUCUUAAAAGAAGAACUCAAAAAAGAAGAGUGUGGAGAGAGCGAUUGAUCAAUGGCGGGUCGUAACAUAGAGAAGAUGGCAUCCAUUGAUGCGCAGCUUCGUCAACUGGUUCCUGCUAAAGUGAGCGAAGACGAUAAGCUCAUCGAGUACGACGCUCUUCUCCUCGAUCGUUUCCUCGACAUUCUCCAGGACUUGCACGGAGAGGAUCUCCGUGAAACGGUUCAAGAGUUGUACGAGCUUUCUGCUGAGUACGAAGGCAAACGUGAGGCUAAGAAGCUUGAGGAGCUAGGGAGUGUGUUAACGAGUUUGGAUCCUGGUGACUCCAUUGUUAUCGCCAAGGCCUUCUCCCACAUGCUUAACUUAGCCAAUUUGGCUGAGGAGGUCCAGAUUGCUUACCGGCGCAGGAUCAAGAAGCUGAAGAAGGGUGAUUUCGCUGAUGAGAGCUCUGCCACUACUGAGUCUGAUAUCGAAGAGACUUUCAAGAGGCUUGUUAGUGUUAUUGGUAAGUCUCCUGAAGAGAUCUUUGAUGCUUUGAAGAACCAGACUGUGGAUUUGGUGUUGACUGCUCAUCCUACUCAGUCUGUGCGUAGAUCUUUGCUUCAGAAGCAUGGGAGGAUAAGAGACUGUCUUGCCCAGCUGUAUGCGAAGGACAUUACUCCUGAUGACAAGCAGGAGCUAGAUGAAGCUCUCCAAAGAGAGAUUCAAGCUGCAUUUCGCACGGAUGAGAUUAGGAGAACACCUCCAACCCCUCAAGAUGAAAUGAGAGCUGGAAUGAGCUAUUUCCAUGAGACAAUCUGGAACGGUGUCCCUAAGUUCCUUCGCCGUGUGGACACAGCUCUGAAGAACAUUGGGAUUGAUGAACGUGUUCCUUACAAUGCCCCACUGAUUCAGUUCUCUUCAUGGAUGGGCGGUGAUCGUGAUGGUAAUCCGAGGGUCACACCUGAGGUCACUAGAGAUGUGUGCUUGCUGGCUAGAAUGAUGGCAGCCAAUUUCUACUAUAACCAAAUUGAGAAUCUCAUGUUUGAGUUGUCUAUGUGGCGUUGCACUGAUGAGUUCCGUAUCAAGGCUGAUGAAAUCCACAGGAAUUCAAGGAAAGACGCUGCAAAACAUUACAUAGAGUUCUGGAAAACCAUUCCUCCAACUGAACCAUACCGUGUGAUUCUUGGUGAUGUGAGGGAUAAGCUGUAUCACACACGUGAACGCUCUCGUCAGUUGCUGAGUAACGGAAUCUCUGACAUCCCUGCAGAAGCUACUUUCACCAAUGUGGAAGAGUUCUUGGAGCCUCUUGAGCUUUGUUACCGAUCACUAUGUGCAUGUGGUGACCGCCCAAUAGCUGAUGGAAGCCUUCUUGAUUUCUUGAGGCAAGUCUCUACCUUUGGACUCUCCCUUGUGAAGCUUGACAUUAGGCAAGAAUCUGAACGCCACACCGAUGUCUUGGAUGCUAUCACCAAGCACUUAGACGGUUCCUCUUAUAGAGACUGGUCUGAAGAACGUCGGCAAGAAUGGCUUCUAGCUGAACUAAGCGGCAAGCGACCACUUUUUGGACCUGAUCUUCCCAAAACCGAAGAAAUUGCUGAUGUCCUGGACACGUUCAAAGUCAUAUCCGAACUGCCUUCAGAUUGCUUUGGAGCUUACAUUAUCUCUAUGGCAACUUCACCAAGUGAUGUGCUAGCCGUUGAGCUUUUGCAACGCGAGUGCCACGUGAAGAAGCCACUUAGAGUUGUUCCACUCUUUGAGAAGCUAGCUGAUCUAGAAGCAGCACCCGCUGCUGUUUCGAGACUUUUCUCAAUAGACUGGUACAAAAACCGUAUUAACGGUAAACAAGAGGUUAUGAUUGGCUAUUCGGAUUCAGGGAAAGACGCUGGGCGUCUCUCAGCUGCUUGGGAGCUAUACAAAGCUCAAGAAGAGCUUGUGAAGGUUGCUAAGAAAUAUGGAGUGAAGCUGACUAUGUUCCAUGGCCGUGGUGGCACAGUUGGAAGAGGAGGUGGUCCCACCCAUCUUGCUAUAUUGUCUCAGCCACCGGAUACAGUUAAUGGCUCAUUCAGAGUCACGGUUCAAGGUGAAGUCAUUGAGCAAUCAUUUGGAGAGGAACACUUGUGUUUUAGAACACUUCAGCGUUUCACAGCUGCUACUCUUGAGCAUGGAAUGAACCCUCCUGUUUCACCAAAACCAGAGUGGCGUGCUUUGCUUGACCAAAUGGCUGUUGUUGCAACUGAGGAGUAUCGAUCUGUUGUGUUCCAAGAGCCUCGAUUUGUCGAGUACUUCCGCCUUGCUACACCUGAGCUGGAGUAUGGACGUAUGAACAUUGGAAGCAGACCGUCAAAGCGAAAACCUAGCGGUGGGAUCGAGUCUCUCAGAGCAAUCCCAUGGAUCUUUGCUUGGACACAAACGAGAUUCCAUCUUCCUGUAUGGUUAGGAUUCGGAGCAGCUUUCAAGUAUGCAAUCAAGAAGGAUGUGAGGAACCUCCACAUGCUGCAAGAUAUGUACAAACACUGGCCGUUUUUCCGUGUCACCAUCGAUCUUAUUGAGAUGGUGUUCGCCAAGGGAGACCCCGGGAUCGCUGCAUUGUAUGACAAACUUCUUGUCUCAAAAGAUUUAUGGGCCUUUGGAGAGAAGCUCAGAACCAACUUUGAAGAAACCAAGACCCUCGUCCUCCAGACUGCUGGACACAAAGAUCUUCUUGAAGAAGACCCUUACUUGAAACAGAGACUUAGGCUGCGUGACUCUUACAUUACAACCCUCAACGUUUGCCAAGCCUAUACGUUGAAGAGAAUCCGUGAUCCAAACUACAACGUGACCCUGCGUCCACACAUUUCCAAAGAGAUCUUGCAAUCAAGUAAAUCGGCACAGGAGCUCGUUAAGCUUAACCCAACGAGUGAAUACGCGCCUGGGCUUGAGGACACGCUCAUCUUAACCAUGAAGGGUAUUGCCGCAGGACUGCAGAACACCGGUUAAGUGAGUUGAGUCACCGAGAGAAAGCAGACUUUUGAGUCUCUCUUUUCUUUUUUUUUCUUUUUAAGAAUAAUCUCUUUCUUUGAAAUCGAAAAUAAUAAGUUGUUACGGUUGGAUUACAGUUUACUUUUAUGCUUCCACACCGUUGAGAAAAGUUUUAAUCUUCUCAUUGUAUUAAACACAACACUGCUCUGUUUCUGAGAGUGUUCAAUCUUAAAUCUUAUCUUAUUUUUUGUC